GCUCCCCGUCGUACACCUGCAGGGCGCAGUUCAAGGGCCCCAAGCCGGUGUCUGCCGCCGCCAGCGUGCCCCAGAUCGCCCUGGACGUCGAGAAGGCCUUCAACUACAUCCAGAAGAAGCAGCCGGUGGCCAGCUUCACGUUCGCGCUGCACUCCAUAGGGCAGCGCGAGCAGGACCUGGCCCCAGGGCCCAUCUACGCGAUACCGUCGCCCAUUGACUCCGUGCCGCACCCCACGCUGAAAAACGUGGUGAAUACCAAGUUCGGAACGGGGACCCUCCCGCAGAUCGACAAGGUGUGCCCGGGCCCCGGCACGUACGAUUCCAUGCGGGCGUCUAGGCAGGACAGCAGGUACGCGACCCAGCCGCGCUUCUCGAUCAGCGGCCGCGAGGCCAUGAGGGAGCUGGACAUGCCUCCCUCGGACGUCGCCAUCAAGGGCAAGAACGGCCGUCCCGGGAGGAUGCGAGUGUCCGGGCCGGCGCCGGGGGACUACCCGAUCGAUGGGGCCCGUGGGUCCACCGGCACCUUCAAGUCGGUGAAGUGGACGAUGCCCCACGCGGGCGGCCGCACCGAGACCAAGGGGAAGGAGACCGACGGCUUCGGCCCGGGCGCCUACGAGGUGACGAACCUGACGAACAGGGGGAAGCUGUCGUCGCCGAAGUGGAGCAUGCAGGGGCACAACCCGUGGGCCGAGUGACGGGCCGCAGUGCACACAGGCUUCCUGCGGGCUCCAGAGGAGCACUCCCCGGCUGCCCUUGCACCGCGCUCGGCCGUCGCCGCUGGCCCACCCGUGGCUGGCGCUGCGCAGGGUGGCGGUCGCCGGCAAGCGCCUGCGGCACCGCAGGGAGCGGGUAUGGUCCGGUGGUUCGAGGGUCACACUGGAACAACAGAGAGGCAGGUGCUUCUUGGGCAAGCUCCCUGCGGGCACUGCAUCGUGCGGCCUCGUGCCCCUGUUCUUAGUGCAGGCACGGAGCCGAUCACGGAGUAAGAUGCUGCCGCUGGUCCGUGCGAAGAUUGCUUCUCUUGAGCCGCACUUGCUAGUUCCUACCCUGCCCCGCGAACGCGGCUCGGACUUAGACCAUGCGUGCUCUAAUGUAUCUUCGCGCCCCCCCCAACA
Messenger RNA from Prorocentrum cordatum, 1115 nucleotides. NCBI's taxonomy places the organism in Eukaryota, Dinophyceae, Prorocentrales, Prorocentraceae. The record is from the annotation of a GenBank genome assembly.